AUAUGAUAUAGUAUCGUUAAUGUAAUCGAUAAGAACUGUCAUCAAAUAUCAAAACGGUAAUAUAAGGCAGCGUGCAAUUUUAACGUUAGUUAUCUCUAUCUAACUUAUACAAAUUACAUAUUUUUCAUUUCAUUGAUAACUGGUAGUUAAUCUAAAAUUUGUAUAAUUUUUCUUUAAAAAUGUAUAUGAAAACGUAAGUUUUAUUCAUAUAAACUGUACAAAAAAAUCAUUACAAAAUAAUUUGUACUUUUCAUUCGAAUCCCCAAAAAUGUAAAUCUAUAAAAUUUAAUUUUAAAUUAUUUAUAUAGAACUUCUCUGAAAACUUAAAAAUUGUUUAUGUGGACCACUCUGGUCUAGUAAAAGAUGUUAAAUAAAAAGUUAUCUGUAACAUGGAACCAGGCUUUAUGUACAAUGUCAAAUGACUGUGUGUCAAACACAAAUAUUACAUAUCACGAAAAGAGUACACAGUUGACAUGCGUAGUCGUUGGCCAAUCAGAAGAAAGAAUUUGACGCGUACCAUGCGUACAAGCAUACGUACGCGAACGGCAGUUGGAGUGGUUGGAAGUUAACGAGUAGAGCGCAAUACACGUCAGGGCUCUUAUUUUGAUUCGUGGAGGGGGCUCACCUCGAAGAAACGGGUGGCUGAGUCCGAAGGAUUUGCCAGGAAAAGAAGUGAAGGAUUAUAGGUUUGAUAAUAAUAAGAUUAAACAUGAUACAUGCUGAAAAUGGGGAUGUUAUAUAUUUGGAACAGUUAAAAAAUCCAAUGGAGAGCGACGCGACAGAGAAGGCAGUGUCAAAAAAGUGCGAGGAGCAGCUGUCUUCGAUAAAUGCAAACAGCUGUUCGUCCUACAAUGAUGCAAAUCGUUCGAUAGAAAUGGCGCAAGAGGACAAUAAUCUGUGCUGGAAUAACCUUCCCAGCAUCAUUCUACAGGAAAUAUUCUCAUAUUUACCAUACAACUGCCGGUUACGAGCCUCCCAGGUGUGCAAAAAUUGGAGAUACGCUCUAUUUCAUCCUCAUUUUUGGAAAAAGAUCACAUUUGUCUUGAAAGAUGAAGACAGUGUAUCAUGGACUAAAUGCCUGGCAAGCAAUUUCGAACUUAGUGUGCAAGAAGUUACAAUCAUCUGUGAUAUAUCAAAUUAUUGUGCAAAAGAAACGUUAGCCCUCUUGAAAAAGCUAAGAUAUAAUAGGCAACUUCGUAAAUUGUUUUUGGAACCUGUCAAUAGUACAUUCGAAUAUGAAGAUGGUACAAAAUGCACUAAAGCAUUGGUUUCUUCUCUUAUAAGCAUUAUAAAGAAAUCCAAUCGUUUAGAAGCUCUAAGUCUGGGAUGCAUAGAAGAUUUAAUAGGAAGUGCCAGACAAAUUGUGAUACAUCUGCGUAACUACCAGGCAAAGCACUUGACAACUCUUGCUUUGGCAUCUGUUAAGGAUGAUCCUGAUGAUUUUAACGUUUUCAAUGCUGGUUAUGGACAUCUGUUUGAUUCAUUUGCUAGAUUGUCUAUUUUAACAUUGGAUUAUGAGUUCCUAACCAAUUCUUUGCUAAAGGCAUUGGACAGUGGUACGAUGGAAAGGCUUGUAAUUCAUGUGCAUGGUUGGCAUUAUCAGUUUUCGGAAACAACUGAUGGUAGUUGGCAAAGUUUUGUUCAAAAGAAUCCGAAAUGCGAGCUGCGACUAAAUCUUCUACAUUCUUAUGUUGGUAUUGAAAAAUUAGAUACAAAUAUACUUCGUCCUUCCAUGCCACUUACACAUUUAAAAGUACUAUUUUGUGAGAAGUUUAAUAUUAGAGUAUUGCAUCGAUUAUCCAGGUGGUAUUCGCUUACUUUAAAAUCUUUAAUAUGGAUCGAUUCAGUACAACCUUCAGCAAAAAACAUACCAGCAACAUAUGACCCAAAUGAUCCUCAUAGCCCUGAUCCACUAGUAUUAGUUGCAUGGAAGUGUACCAAACUUGUGGAAAUUGUAUUCAUAGGCCACAGAUAUCAUCAAGAAAAUUUGUUGGCUAUUGCACGCCUACGCGGAAAUACGCUUAAGUCGUUAGUAUUUGCACAGAGAUUCAUUGCAACUGAUGUUGAAUCUUGGCAUAAGUCUGAAACUAUUACACAUGAAAUAAAAGAAAUAAUGGGGAACCAGUGGAAACCAUUGAGCGAUGAAGAUUUACCUGCAGUUGUUAAAAAUCCUUUCGAAGGUGAUAGCAGGGAAGUUAUCAUGCCUUUGGUCCUCCAAGACCAAAAGUAAAUUUUUAUUUGCACCAAGGAAAUAUUACUCCCCGAUACCAUACAUUACUAAUCGACAUCAUCAACAAUUUCUGGGCGGGCUACACUCUCAGAAGUAAAGUUAUAAAGUUAUAUCCUUUAUUUUUCUAUAAGAAUUGUUUUUACGAGAACUAUGGAUGUAACAUCAAACGGUGGACAUGUGUAAAUUCGUAGUUUAAAAUCAGUAGUUGAUGGAUAUGUUGCCUAUCAGGUAAGGAUCACACAGUUCCAGUGUGUAAACAGCGAGGGUAAAGCGCACACAAGUUCUCCUUUAUAAUGAUUUUAUUAGUUCUUAUGAGGAUAUGAUAAGCUAUAGUUAAAAUAUGUCUUUCUUGAGUCCGCGAUGAGGUACCUAAAUUAAGUACGUAUCACCCCCUAUUUUUGUUUAUCGAAACGAAUAUCAAAGUAUUUCGUUGGUUUUUCCUACGAAAAAUCAUUUGUGGUGCAAUAACGUUUUAUUGCUAACAGUGGUGAUCCCAAAACGAUCAAAAUAAGAGAGAUAAUAACAAUUAGUGAUCGUUCCUCUCAUCGAUGAAUAUUAGUGAGAAAAAAAGCAUAUGUAAUAUACGAGUGUAAUAAUAUCCUUGAUAGAUAUUAAGAAUGAAAGCAUUACAAGACGAUCAAGGUCUCACCUAAACGGACCUUCGAUGUGACGUAUACCUGUUGAUAUCACGGGAAAAUAAUUUCGAAUGUGUGUGAAAGGGAAUACUACCAAUUAAAAUCAACGCGAAACAAGAAGAACAAGACUAGAUGAGAGAAAGAACCGAUCUCACGAUGUUCCACUGGAAAGCGUAACGAAAUUCCAAAUGUAUGUAAGUAGAAAUAUGUUAACAAAUAUUUUUCCAAUUCUAUGGGAAAUUUAGAUCGAAGCGAGCGCCAAGAGCAUGCAGUGUAAGAAAAAGUAACUAAACGAAAAAAAAAUAAAAUAUGUUGGACUUCGUAAAAAGAGAGUUUGCGAUUGAGUUGCGAUAAAACAAAAGAUGCACUCAGAAAUAUAAGAAGUCGAACAGCGAUCCGAGGUUAUUUUUAAUACCAAAACCAAUCGGACGCUCUUGUACAAAUAUUAAAUGAAUGUGUGCCGAGAAGAGUGCGGUUGAUUUGGUGGUACAGACAGUUAGACACACAGCAAACACACAACUUUUGCGUGUCGCUUUAGUAAAAAGAAAGAAAGAAAGAGAAUAUCGAUGAUAUUAAUGAAGAACUGUGCGACCUCCAAGUACCGUCUUUUCACCGUGCUCUUAGCGACCGCUGAAAACGAACACAAUUAUAGGUUUAUCUAUAAAAAAACAAAUCAGAGGAAUUAGCUGCUAAUUGUGUAUGUGUAUAUGUAUGUAUAUCUGUAUUAUCUAUCGAACUUUAAACGUUAAUAUUCAGAUGCCACAUGCAUCUAUUUCUGUCGUGCGAUUAAUAAUGACGAUUUCGAAGAUUUAAAAGAAACAUGAAAAUGAAAGAAAACGAUUUACAAACACAAAGAACAAUACCAAAACAGCACUCUUAUACAGUUUAUUAUUCUGAAAGGUUAUUUACUUUUUUCGAGUCCUUGUAUAAUUAUUAUAUCGUCGUGUACUUGUAGUCACGUGUACUAUUGCUUUUUAUAUGUGGUUCUGUACAUAUACAUCCAUGCGUUUAAAAUAUUGGACACGCGCAGAAAUCGCGGAGUUGCGCCCGAAUUUAAUGCAAGGAAAAAAAAGGAAAGAAAGAAAGGAGAGUGAGAUAAAGGGAAAAGCAAUAUAUAGCGGAUUAUCUGAGAGAAAGAAAAAAGGACAAAAAUGAAUCGAUUGAGAGCUAGGCACAAAUAAUGAAAAAACUAUUACUUUAAACAAUUUAAAACUGUUAUACAAAAUGAAUGGGCCUUAACCCUCGAACUCGCGAACGGCGGUAGCUAGAUAAAUUCUGAUCCAUGCAAUUCAGUUUCAUUAUUAUUAUUGUUAUUGUUGUUGUUGUUGUUCUUAUUAUUGUUAUUAUUAUUAUUAUUUUCUAUACAAACAAAACAGCUAGAUCUUACCAUUUGUGUUUCCAAAUUAAAAGAAAACUCAAGAAAUGAUCGACUAUAAUAAUAAAGAUAAUAAUUAUGAUAGAAUUAUAGUAAAUUAUAACUAAAGAAAAUAGAUUAUAAAAGUAUCUUAUAGCACGCCAUCUCACUACGAAGCAAAUGGAGUUAACGUAAAGUCAAGUUAACGAGUAUAUGUAUGUUUGUUUACUCUUUUCUCCAUUUUGUUUUGUCAUUAUAAAGUAAAUAUUUGAUGCUCGAGUCAGAAAUGAUCCAGCAACCGCCAAGCGAGGGUUAACAUGUAUCGCAUGUACCUGAGUCGCGGUAAGGAUAAAUCUGCCGAAAAAAAUUUGAUACGCGACAGCCACCACUGAAGAAUACUAAUCAUAGUCACCUUAAUGGACAUUUUUCGGCGAUUUGCUGCAACACCUGCUUGUUUCUCGCCAAAAAAUGACUGACAAGUUAAGGUAUAACUCAUGCCCUUUCAUUUCGUAUUCCGUGUGCGUGUAUUUUUUGAGAUCAGCAAAUUUUUACAAAACGGUGAAUCGACGGUUAUUCAUUAUUUAUAUAUAGAAAAAACAUUCUCGCGAACUCAUUAUUGUUCGCCGACCAUUGACGUUGUGCGGACGGGCCAGAUGUUAUUUACGAAGUCUUUUUUCUCUUUUCUUUUUUUAUUCCUCGUAUAUAUUUUUGUCGUUUUUAUUACUAUUACUAUUAUUAUUAUUAAUAUUAUUUUCUUUUUGUUUUUUAAUCAAACGAAGUCCCGCAUAAACAGUAUACUCGCGGGCGCGGUGCCCGACGUGUGAGUCGAGAGAGAGAGAGAGAGAGAGAGAGAGAGCGAGAGAGCGAGCGAGAGAGAGAGAGAGAGAGAACAGUGUGAAAGAACAUAUGACGUUGCGAAAAUAAUGAUAACGUAUGAAAGGGAAUGAAAUUUAAAUGAGAGAAGAUGAGAUAUGCGUUCGGAUGUAAGAACGAAAGUUAUCCAAAUGAGUAAAAAUAGCAAGCAAACAAACAAAUGUCAGGUGACACGUAGUACCAUCUCUGCGAAUCCUGUGUACAAAGUCAUAUAGAAGAAGAAGACAAUUCGGUAUUCGUGCGGUCGCUUAACCAAAUGGACACAACCCAACUAUACGCAUAUAUAUCGAUAUAAACGCGAAUGACAAACCAAGCAUAAGACUGAACCUACUGGGAAAGGUAUAACCACAGUUAGGCGGUCCGCACGUCUAGCCAACGUCCGACCUCAUAUUCAUAAAACAAGGACGAUCCCGACUAAACGGAAAGCAUCGUUCGCGAAUCGCGUCGGAACGAAUUUGUUCACAUCGAUUUUACCUAUUGUCGAUAACGCUUGUCUCGAUGAUUGUUGCUCGUCUUUCCUUUCUUAGGUCUCUUAGCUUUCCGUCUUAGCUCGUGGCCCUCGUCGAUUCGCCCCCUGAUUGACCCACGCGGACAUCAAUUUAUGAAUAUGCGAGUCGUUAAAAAAAAUAAUUAAAAUGUAAAAAAAAGAAACAAAGGGGUGGUGCAUCAGCUAGUGUUUAGAUCGGAUAAGCGUCUCAUUGAAGAGAAAGAGAGAGAAAGAAAUAACGAAAGCUCACUCGAGGAUGGUUCUCGUAGCCGAUAAAUACUAACCUAUAAGACAGCCUGCCAAGAAUCAAAAUACUGUAAAAUAUCAAACGAACGCUAGCCAGUACAGAAUGCUAAGAUCUAUUUUUUAAGAAGCGAAUGUAUAUUUUUGUACUAAGGCAGGCCUUAGUGUGAAUCGUGUAUUCUUGCGCGUAAUGGCAAGACGAGAGCUGUGAUCAUAAUAUCAUUUCGGCUUAGCGAGAGAACAUAUAAAGACAAAAAAAUUGAAGGGGAAAAUAAAAGAGGAAUACGAGAAGAAAAUAAUAGAAGUAACGCGGCGAUUACGCGUUCGCGGAAAAGCAUAAAGAGAGAGAUAACGAGGCGAAUGUUCUCCUGCUAGCGUUAUUACCGAGUGGGCUAUAGAUACAAAAGGGGUGGCGAUAAAUCGAGAACAAAACAUCUGUGAUAAAACAUAAAAUCUUAGAAAGGGUGCUCGAGAGAAAGAGAGAGAGAGAGAGAGAGAGAGAAAAGGUGGCGAAAGAGAGGAAGUGAGAAAAAACAAGCGCGCGUUAAAUGAUAUAAUAAGAAAACCUAAAGUAGGAAGAAACGUUAAAACAAAAAGCAACACAAUAGGGAGGAAUAAUAUAGGUAAAAGACGGAACCCUACGUGUAUUAGGGAAAUGAUACGCAAGACAUGCAAUUCCUACAAAAGAAAAACAAAAUGUGUAUAGAAGUGCUUUUAGAAGAUCUAUUGUGCGAAAAUAAUAAUAUUCGUCGUGCGUAUGACUAAUCGACAGAUGGAGACUGUCUUUCGACGAGAUAGCCCGGUCUAACUAUUGUAGUGGUUACCGUCUUGUAUCCUUGUUUAAGGAGCGAGCGCAUUCGAUCGUCAUGUGGGCUUCGAUGAACGCUCGCGUUAUUAUCUCAACGAGAAACAUUCGACCGAUGGGGAUAACUAAUGAAGGGUUCUUGAUGUUUGCGAUUCUUCGAGUAAUAAGGAAAGCCAUACCAUACUAAACUAUAUAGAACGUUACUUAAGCGAACCAGACAUUCCACGCUACUGUCGGUUAUAUAGUAUCGCAACGCUGUAGUAUAUAUACAUAUAUAUACAUAUGUAUAGUUAAUUUAGUACUAUGAUUAAUUUCAAGCAAAGAAUAGUCGUUGUUGCGUUGAUUCUGUAAAAAGAUCUAAUGAUCUAUCCGCAAUCGACGUACACAUAUAUAUGUGUAUUUCCAUCAAUUGUAUUCGAAGCUACGCAAAGAUCAUGGAACUAUACUAAGAACUAAAAAAACCCGCCUUCAUCAUGCCCACAUGAUAACUCGGCAUAAAGUCAGGACGUCGUACACCACGAGUAGUAUUAUAAGUUCCUAAAGAAAAGAAAAAAAAAUAUUUUACACUGCUUAAGUACGAUAGAACGAAGCCGGCAUUACGAAUAACUCAUCUCACACGAACAAGGUGUUCAAGGCAUUCGGUUCGAUGUAUGUAGUUUGUUAGAUGAUUCGUUCUGUUUUAUGGGAUUGUAAAACGCUUUUCAAACACAGCACCAGUAACGUUUUUCUUU
Molecule: messenger RNA, 7358 nt
Organism: Bombus huntii
Lineage: Eukaryota; Metazoa; Arthropoda; Insecta; Hymenoptera; Apidae
Product: F-box only protein 33
Exons: 6
Coding region: 710-2230 (506 amino acids)
Biological process (GO): positive regulation of protein ubiquitination; SCF-dependent proteasomal ubiquitin-dependent protein catabolic process
Cellular component (GO): SCF ubiquitin ligase complex
Molecular function (GO): protein binding
Source: RefSeq, a predicted model, not a curated record